This is a messenger RNA of Phodopus roborovskii (desert hamster), 2906 nucleotides long. Its product is annotated as myosin-IIIa-like. Gene Ontology annotation, cellular component: myosin complex. The record is from RefSeq and is a predicted model, not a curated record. Gene Ontology annotation, molecular function: protein binding; cytoskeletal motor activity; ATP binding. Lineage: Eukaryota; Metazoa; Chordata; Mammalia; Rodentia; Cricetidae.
CAGCAUCUUUGCUUUGCAUUCAAGCAGAUGAGCUACAAGAAGCUCUUACCUGCACUGUGUGGGUCACUAGAGGAGAAACAAUUAUCCGACCCAACACGGUAGAAAAAGCUACUGAUGUCCGAGAUGCUAUGUCUAAAACUUUAUAUGGACGCCUCUUUAGCUGGAUAGUCAAUUGUAUUAACAGUUUGCUGAAACAUGACACAUCACCAAGUGGGGAUGAAGUAACUAUUGGCAUUCUUGAUAUAUUCGGCUUUGCAGAAAAUUUCAAAAGGAAUUCCUUUGAGCCUUGCAUUAACAUUGCAAAUGAACAGAUCCAGUAUUAUUUCAAUCAGCAUGUGUUUGCAUGGGAGCAGAAUGAAUACCUAAAUGAAGAUGUGGAUGCUAGAGUUAUUGAAUAUGAAGACAACCGGCCCCUCUUAGACAUGUUUCUACAGAAGCCAAUGGGUUUAUUGUCCCUGCUUGAUGAGGAAAGUAGAUUUCCCAAGGCCACUGACCAGACUCUCAUAGAGAAAUUUGAAGACAACCUGAAAUCACAGUACUUCUGGAGACCCAAAAGAAUGGAGCUUAGUUUUGGUAUUCAUCACUAUGCGGGAAAAGUCCUCUAUAGUGCUACUGGGUUCUUGGCGAAAAACAGAGACACGCUUCCGACUGACAUUGUGUUGCUUUUGAGGUCAUCAGAAAACAGCGUAAUUCGGCAGCUUGUCAACCACCCUCUGACCAAAACAGGUAAUCUCCCACUUUCUAAAACUAAAAAUAUAUUAAACUAUCAGAUGAGGAAUCCAGAAAAAUCCACAAACUUGACCAAGGGUGAAACUAAAGACAUCACACGCCAUGCCUGUGAAACCACCAACAUGAAAACUCAAACAGUCGCAUCAUAUUUUAGAUAUUCCUUGAUGGAUUUGUUAUCUAAAAUGGUGGUGGGUCAACCUCAUUUUGUGCGUUGCAUCAAGCCAAAUAAUGAGAGGCAGGCAAGAAAAUAUGACAAAGAGAAAGUUCUACUACAGCUGCGGUGCACAGGGAUUUUGGAAACAGCCAGAAUUCGAAGGCUCGGUUACUCUCAUCGGAUACUGUUUGCUAACUUUAUAAAGAGGUAUUAUGUUCUCUGCUACAAGUCGAGUGAAGCCCCAGUGAGCCCAGACACAUGCGCUACCAUUUUGGAAAAGGCUGGCCUUGAUAAUUGGGCUCUUGGAAAAACAAAAGUGUUCCUUAAAUAUUAUCAUGUGGAACAGUUGAAUCUAAUGAGAAAGGAAGCCAUUGACAAGCUUAUUUUGAUUCAAGCUGGUGUCAGAGCAUUCUUGGGUUCAAGAAGAUACCAAAAGCUACAGCAAAAGAGGAAAGACAGUGCUGUAGUAAUACAGUCAGCUGCAAGAAGACAUCUCAUGAGAAAACAGGGGAAAGAAACUGCUAAAGUAAAAAACACAGCAGUAAGGAAAAUUCAGGCUAAUAAUCAGGAAUUUGACUACAGGAAAAACUUCGAAACUAAAAGGGAAUCUUUUAUGACAAAACAGACAGAAACGGCAUCGUCUACUAAUGAAUCCAACAUUUCCGCUCCCAACAACAAAGAGAGCUCAUCUGCAGGAAGGACAGCUCCCUGUAGAGCUGAGGGGAAAGCCACCAAUGUUGUUGAGAGUAACAACAGAAGACAUCAGACUCAGAAGAAAAUAAGCAAUGUGUACGGGGGAGACCUGUGUGUUGUAGGGGACCCUAGUGCAGAAGCAAGCCCAAGGCAGAAGUAUGUGCAAGACCUGGAAGAAAGCAGGAAGACCAGGAAAGAGGAAAAGGGGGAUACUGUGAUCCAAACUUACUGUCAGUGGUACACAGAGGGGAGGAACUUUGAAGGAUCAACAGCAACAUGUCUAGAAGGGAGAGAGACAUGGGGAAAGCCAAGCUGCCCAGGACUGUGGCUAACUGAGGAGAUUUACCUGAGAAAAACUUUGGAUCCUAGUCUUAGCCAAAGGUCAGUCUAUCAAAAUGCAGACAGCAAAGAAAAAGAGAAGACAUCUGUGGUUACCCAGAAUGCAUCACUAUGCAACCUGGAGAGAGACUGUCACCUGAAUGGCUUCCUCGGAGAAAAAGACACUGGACCAGUGGAGCAGGCCCAGGAGGAAGACAAGGCUGCCCUGUUCAUUCAGAACAAAUACCGGGAAUCCAAGCAAAAGCAACAGUUAGGGGAAGACAGGCUGUCACCACCCUUGAAGAACCAAAAGAUUAUUUCGUCACCCACAGAAGUAGCGAGAAAUGUUCACAGUGUUUAUUCCUGUCCUACAAAGCAUGAGGGGACCCAUCCUAUCAAGGUGACAAAUGACAGAGACUCAAAGGUGGCUUCAAAAAAAGAAGCCUGUGAUUUGGCAAUGUUUUCUAGACAGAUAUCAAAGUUAUCUGAAGAAUAUUUCAUUCUGCAGAAAAACUUGAAUGAAAUGAUUUUGUCACAGCAACUGAAGCCACUUUAUCUCGGUAUCUAUCACCAUAAACCAAUCAAUAGAUGUGUGCCUACUCAUCGGUACCUCUCAGAUGUCUCUAAAGAAGAGCCAAAAAUAUUGAGACCUCCAAGACGACCCCGAAAACCCAAAACAUUAAAUAACCCUGAAGAUUCUACAUACUACUAUUUACUGCAUAAGUCAAUCCAAGAAGAAAAACGGAGGCCAAGAAAAGACAGUCAAGGAAAAUUACUAGGUUUGGAAGAUUUCUAUUACAAGGAAUUUUUGCCCACUCAUUCUGGACCAAAGGCGCAUAGCUCUAAUGUGAAAGAAUGGAGACCACAGAAGGAGCACCAGGAUCAAUGCAUGGAGGCUAAUGAAAGGUGCUGGACUGCCAAGGGCAGCGAGGAGAUUUCAGCCAACCCCUAUGACUACAGGAGGCUCCUGCGGAAAACCUCCCAGCGCCAGCGCCUGGUACAGCAGCUGUAG